This is a messenger RNA of Diospyros lotus (date-plum), 1588 nucleotides long. RefSeq names its product UDP-glucosyltransferase 29-like. Bases 33 to 1391 code for a protein of 452 amino acids. The transcript has a single exon. The record is from RefSeq and is a predicted model, not a curated record. NCBI's taxonomy places the organism in Eukaryota, Viridiplantae, Streptophyta, Magnoliopsida, Ericales, Ebenaceae. Gene Ontology annotation, molecular function: UDP-glycosyltransferase activity.
UCUUCUUCGUUGAGGCAGGGGAGCAGCUAGCCAUGGAAGCCAGACAGAGCAGCAGCAUAAGAGUCCUAAUGAUGCCAUGGCUAGCCCAUGGUCACGUCUCCCCCUACCUGGAGCUCGCCAAGAAGCUUGCAGAAAGAAACUUCAUCGUCUUCUUCUGCUCAACGCCCAUCAAUCUCACCUCAAAUAACAAGAAGCUCAGCGGUAUGUCUGAUAAUCCAAAAUACUCCGGAUCCAUCCACCCAGUCGAGCUCCACCUUCCAUCCUCGCUGGAGCUUCCCCCCCAACACCACACCACAAAAGGCCUGCCGCCCCGGCUGAUGCCAGCCCUCAAACAAGCUUUUGACGCAGCCAGCCCUGGCUUCUCCGCCCUCUUGCGGACCCUGAAUCCGGACGUGGUUGUUUACGACUUCAGCCAGAAAUGGGUGGCUGAUUCCGCUUCGUCGCUCAACAUUCCGGCCGUCCAGUUCCUAACCCUGAGUCCAUCUUUCGUCUCUUUUUUCCUCCAUCUCUGUGAAAACCCUGGCGAAGGAUUCCCUUUCCCGGAAAUUCAUGUUCCGGAAUACCUUCAAGAUAAGCUCAAAGCCUUUGUGCGCAGUGGAGACCCGGAGAUGGUUCGUUUCGUUGAGAGCCUGAAGAAAUCCAGCGACCUGGUUUUGAUAAAAAGCUCGAGAGAGAUAGAGGGAAAGUACAUGAAUUAUCUCUCGUCUUUAGUCGACAAAAAGAUUCAACCGGUUGGGAUGCUGGUUCAGGAUCCGGUUGAUCAAGAAGGGGACGAAGAAGAGAUCAUGGACUGGCUCAAGAACAAAGAAGAAGCCUCCACUGUAUUCGUCUCUUUCGGAUCCGAGUACUUUCUCUCCACUGAAGAGAUUGAAGAGAUAGCUCUUGGGCUGGAGCUCAGUUCGGCCAACUUCAUCUGGGUUGUCCGGUUCCUUUCCAGCGAGAAGAUUAGUGUUUCAGAAGCAUUAUUGCCAGAAGGAUUCAUCAAGAGGGUUGGAGAGAGAGGAAAGAUCGUUCCAGGCUGGGCGCCACAGGCGAAGAUCCUGAAGCACCCGAGCAUUGGAGGGUUCGUGAGCCAUUGCGGAUGGAAUUCGGUUCUUGAAAGCAUGUCAUUCGCCGUUCCGAUCGUGGCUUUGCCGAUGCAUCUCGACCAGCCAUUGAAUGCGAUAUUGGUUGAGGCGAUUGGGGUUGGUUUGGAGGUCAUAAGAGACCGGAGUGGGAAGAUCAAUGGAGAAGAGCUGGGUAGGGUUAUAAAGCAGGUGGUGGUGGAGAAGAAGGGGAUUCAAAUGAGCUGUAAAGCCAGGGAGUUGAGAAAGAAGGUCGCCAUGAAAGAGGACGAAGAGAUGGAUGAGGCUGUUCAAGAAUUGGUCAAGCUUUGUGAGAAGAUGAAGUAAAACACUCUUUUUUAAGGCUUAUAACUUUUUAAUUAAUCUUUGAUAAUUAGCGUGGAGAAUAUAUAUACUUAUCCAACUACUAAUUAGCGUGGAGAAUAUAUAAAUCACGAGUCAACUCAAUAAACUCCAUCAAUGGCUUCUUCAUCAAUAAAAUGUCUCAAUCAUUCCUUCCUAUUUCGUUGAGAUCAUUUUCCUUA